Messenger RNA from Aspergillus terreus NIH2624, 510 nucleotides. RefSeq lists its product as uncharacterized. Gene Ontology annotation, molecular function: monooxygenase activity; flavin adenine dinucleotide binding. The transcript is spliced from 2 exons. The record is from RefSeq and is a predicted model, not a curated record. Bases 1 to 510 code for a protein of 169 amino acids. NCBI's taxonomy places the organism in Eukaryota, Fungi, Ascomycota, Eurotiomycetes, Eurotiales, Aspergillaceae.
AUGGUCCCGGAACGAUACGGGCUGCAGGCUGGUGACCACAUCCCGGGGUCUGUCGUUCAUCAGUACUUCUGCGAUUUCGCAGAGCACUUUCGCCUGCACUCCCGUCUUCUCCUCCGUACAAGGGUCGAUUCAGCCAGCUCCCUCGACAACGGGAGCUGGAGCAUAUCACUCACUACCGAGUCUCAAUCCGACCCAGCCCGUCCAACGACGCGCAGCAUUGUCGCCGACAAACUCGUGCUCGCAACGGGUCUCACCUCGGACCCUUAUAUACCAACAUUCAAAGGCCAGAAUGACUUCCAACGACCCAUCCUGCAUUCAAAGCAGCUUCGCGCGAGAGCGGACGAGCUCGCAGAACUGAAAAAAGUCGUUGUCGUGGGAGGCAACAAAUCAGCCUGGGACGUGUGUUAUAAUGCUGCAAAAGCCGGCGCGCACGUCGACAUGAUGCCUCAAUCAAAAAGGUCAAUCGAUACGACAGCCAUCCGCAGUUGGCGAAGCUCAAGCCCUGGAUAA